Mizuhopecten yessoensis (Yesso scallop) is the source of this 959-nucleotide messenger RNA. Its product is annotated as membrane progestin receptor gamma-like. NCBI's taxonomy places the organism in Eukaryota, Metazoa, Mollusca, Bivalvia, Pectinida, Pectinidae. The record is from RefSeq and is a predicted model, not a curated record. The annotation marks the transcript as partial. Gene Ontology annotation, molecular function: signaling receptor activity. The transcript has a single exon. Gene Ontology annotation, cellular component: membrane.
GACGACGCCUGGGUGAACUCGUGGCUCCAGACCAACGCCGUCCUGGUGGGGAUGAUUCUCGGGGUGAUAGUCUGCUUCUGUUGCAGUGUGUCCAAAGUUAUAUACAAGCGGCCUUAUCCAAUUGCCAGGAAAAUUUGGCAGGUGUCCUCAGUGGUGGCUAUUUACACUUGGUUAAGUCUUCCCAUUCUGCUGCGGCUGUAUCAGUAUGCGGCCAUAGGUGUGUGGCACUCCAGUCUCGAUCACCACAUACAACAGAUGAUCUGGUUCGCUGUGGCGGGAUUCUUCUUCGGCUCUGACAUUCCUCAACGCUUCUUUCCAGGGAAGUUUGACUUUGUCGGCCACAGUCAUCAGAUAUUUCAUCUUUGUAUCAUCAUGGUGACCGAAAAACAGCUGGACGGCAUCACCCAUGAACUGGAACGGCUCAGCCCCAAGUUUGCCAACAUGGCGCUGCCCACCUUUUGGAACAGUAUAGGUGCAGUGUUUCUAGUCAUCAUGUUUAAUGGCAUUGUCGUAUAUCUAUUCCAUUUAUAUGUGAAAGAAAAAUUAGUCAAAGGGGAAAAAGUGGAAUAAGGUAAUCUGGGUAUAGGCAAUGCAUUGUGUGUGGUUGAAGGUAAAAAAGUGUGACUACCUCCCCAACUGGUAGACUUGGGAUAUAAAUGUCGGGCACAUUUCAUAUCCCAAGUUUACAACUGAGCUAUCAGAAUUAGGUUAAAUGUCUUUUCAAUGAAAAGCAAUGUCUUAGAAGGUAUGAUGUUGUUUAACAGAACAAAAAUAAGUAGUAGUAAUACUCUAAUGGAAAGUUGCCAAAUACAAGUAGUACAUAUAGCAUACAAAUGAUUGUGUCCUAAAAUGUCACUAGCACCUCUCAGCUAGCACAGUUAUACAUCACUUUAAUAUGAAAGCAUUGUAUAAUUUACAAAGAAACAGAUUUAAUUUAGUUGUGUCUUCAUAUUUUUUUU